UUGGUGGCGAGGUCAUCGGCGUGGAAGAAUUUGGCGAAAGCCGACGAGACGACGGCGGCACGGAUCGUCGGCAGAAGACUUCGCCUGGUUUUCACGCCGCACGGUCUUCCUCUCCGGCAGGCUAGCCGCAGCCAAUCAGGGGCCGGGUCGGGGGCGGAGCCAACGGAAAGGCGAGCAGUGAUUGGUGAUGGUCGCUCAGAUUGGAUGACGGAAAAAGUGGAUUUGUCCUCCUUCGUGUCAACCAGCGCCUCGUCUCCCGGGUCCUCGCUUCCGCCCUCGCCGCCGGUGCGCCAUGUCAAGGCGCCCUCCGACCUGGAGGUCAUGACCUCGCUCCUGCAGGAGGAGCUGGCCCAGCUGGAGGACUACUUCCGCUCCGAGUCUUGCGAGAGCAAAUCCUCCAAAUGUGACAAAGCCAUGGGCUCGCCGUCGUACUACCAGUUCCCCUACGGCUCCUACGGGGGCGGCCAAUCGGAGAGCAGCCCCGUGGUCGUUACCUUGGCAACCGGCGACCUGGAUCUGGCCGUGAGCCGCUCCAAGAUAGCGCGGCCGGCUCCGUACAACUACCACCACCACCACCACCACCGCAGCGGGCGAAGAGUCCUGGGCGAGGAGGCGGAGGCGUGGCGCGCAGGAAGUUACUCGGGCAGCGCCGAGUACUCCGUCAAUCAUUACUCAGCGCUGAAGGCGGCGAAUAAGAGCGGCGUGAAGAAGGUGAGAGAAUGUGCUUUGUCCUUGAAGGAAGAGGAGAGUUAUUGUUUCUCCGAAGGAAUGUUUUGCAGCGAAGAGAUCGCCAGAAGUUUCUGCUCCUACGAGCACAAGAGUCACAAAGUCAACCUGAGUUACGGUGCAGGCGAGCACUGGACCAAAGACGCCGGACCGGCUGCCGGCGUCCCCCAAGAGACCGCCAUGGCCGACGGCUACUUCCACCAGUCGCUGGCGGCGGAACCGUACCACGGCUUCAUGGGCGAGCUGGAUCAGCCGGCGCCGGCCGAGCCCCAACACAGCCACUACCUCUACCCAGAAUGCCUUGCGGACCAAAGCUACGAGUGUCUGUCCGAGGGAACGCCGGCCGGCGCCUCCGCCCACCGCGGCCACAGGCUAAAGGACGAAGCGUGCUCGGUGAAAUCGACGGCUGGUCUGGACGUGAACACCGGAGAAAGGAAGCAGAAGAAGAGAGACCAGAACAAAACGGCGGCUCACAGGUACAGGCUGAGGAAGAGGGCGGAGCUAGACUCUCUGGAGGAGGAGCUUCACGGGCUGGAGGGACAGAACCGGGAGCUUCGCGACAAGGCGGAGUCUGUGGAGCGAGAGAUUCAGUACGUGAAAGACUUACUCAUCGAGGUCUACAAGGCUCGCAGUCAGCGCCUCAAACAAGAUGGCGGCGCCUGAAGGAAGGUCUGAAGACCAGGUGACCCGGCCUUAGGAGUUCUACACUGUGACCACUAAUCAUCUAUUGAUCAUCCUUGUUCUAUUCAUCUGAUUGGAUCACGCCCAGCAAUCAUCCUUUCAAUCUGUUCUAUUGAUCUGAUUGGAUCACAUCCAGUAAUCAUCCUUUCAAUCCAUUCUAUUGAUCUCAUUGGAUCAAUUCUAUAGAUCUCAUUGGAUCAUACCUAAUAAUCAUCCUUUCAAUCAAUUCUAUUGAUCUGAUUGGAUCAAAUCUAAUAGUCAUCCUUAUAAUCAAUUAUAUUGAUCUGAUUGGAUCAUAUCCAUUAACUAUCCUUUCAAUCAAUUCUAUUGAUCUGAUAGGAUCAUAUCUAGUAAUCAUCCUUUCAAUCAAUUAUUUUGAUCUGAUUGGAUCAAAUCUAAUAGUCAUCCUUUCAAUCAAUUCUAUUGAUCUGAUUGGAUCAUAUCUAAUAAUAAUUUUAAUGAAUUCUAUUGAUCUGAUUGGAUCAUAUCUAAUAAUCAUCCUUUCAAUCAAUUCUAUUGAUCUGAUUGGAUGAUAUCUAAUAAUCAUCAUUUUAAUCAAUUCUAUUGAUCUGAUUAGAUCAUAUCCAAUAAUCAUCCUUUCUAUCAAUUCUAUUGAUCUGAUUAAAUCAUAUCUAAUAAUCACCCUUUCAAUCACUGUUAUUGAUCUGAUUGGAUCAUAUCCAUUUGCCAGCCUUUCAAUCAAUUAUUUUGAUCUGAUUGGAUAAUAUCCAAUAAUCAUCCUUUUAAUCAAAUCUAUUGAUCUGAUAUUCAUGAAUCAUUGAUGUAUUAUUCUAAUCAUUUGAUUGACUGAUGGUCAUUGAUCAUUGACAUAUUGUCUUCUUCCAUGAUGUCAAUAAGUGCAUGAUUGAUUAGUUGACAGCAUGAACUUUGAUUACUUUCCUGCAUGACAACUUUGUGUCCUCAUUCUCAGGUUUUUGCUUUGGGCUCAGAGGACUCUCUUUUCUUUUCUUGUCUCCUCAUUCCUUGUCCACUUCUCUUCCCUUCUCCUUCCUUGUCCACUCCUUCCCUGUCUCCUCAUUCCUUGUCCACUCUCUCUUCCCUUCUCCUUCCUUGUCCACUCCUUCCUUGUCUCCUCAUUCCUUGUCCACUCUCUCUUUCCUUCUCCUUCCUUGUCCACUCCUUCCCUGUCUCCUCAUUCCUUGUCCACUUCUCUUCCCUUCUCCUUCCUUGUCCACUCCUUCCAUGUCUCCUCAUUCCUUGUCCACUCUCUCUUCCCUUCUCCUUCCUUGUCCACUCCUUCCUUGUCUCCUCAUUCCUUGUCCACGCUCUCUUUCCUUCUCCUUCCUUGUCCACUCCUUCCCUGUCUCCUCAUUCCUUGUCCACUCUCUCUUUCCUUCUCCUUCCUUGUCCACUCCUUCCUUGUCUCCUCAUUCCUUGUCCACGCUCUCUUUCCUUCUCCUUCCUUGUCCACUCCUUCCUUGUCUCCUCAUUCCUUGUCCACUCUCUCUUUCCUUCUCCUUCCUUGUCUCCUCAUUCCUUGUCCACGCUCUCUUUCCUUCUCCUUCCUUGUCCACUCUUUCCUUGUCUCCUCAUUCCUUGUCCACUCUCUCUUUCCUUCUCCUUCCUUGUGCACUCUUUCCUUGUCUCCUCCUUCCUUGUUUCCUCAUUCCUUGUCCACUCUCUUUUUCCUUCUCCUUCCUUGUCUCCUCCUUCUUUGUCUCCUCAUUCCUUAUCCACUCUCUCUUUCCUUCUCCUUCCUUGUCCUCUCCUUCCUUGUCUCCUCAUUCCUUGUCUCCUCAUUCCUUGUCCACUCUCUCUUUCCUUCUCCUUCUUUGUCCACUCCUUCAUUGUCUCCUCCUGCCUUGUCUCCUCAUUCCUUGUCCACUCUCUCUUUCCUUCUCCUUUCUUGUCUCCUCCUUCCUUGUCCACUUUUUCCUUGUCCUAUCCUUCUUUCCUUGUCCUGUCCUCCGGGCUGUACUUGCGAGCAAACAAUCGUAAGCAAUGACAUCAUCAAUGGUAAACCAUGACGUCAACAAUGGUAAACAAUGAGGUAAACAAUGGUAAAUGUUGAGGUCAACAAUGGUAAACAUUGAGGUAAACAAUGGUGUAAACAAGGGGAUGUUGUGCCAUUCAGGUGAAACAGGAAGUGCUGCAUCAGGUGAUUUUCCAAAUAAAGUGCUCAUAUUUCA
This is a messenger RNA of Nerophis lumbriciformis (worm pipefish), 3557 nucleotides long. RefSeq lists its product as uncharacterized. Lineage: Eukaryota; Metazoa; Chordata; Actinopteri; Syngnathiformes; Syngnathidae. Gene Ontology annotation, molecular function: RNA polymerase II transcription regulatory region sequence-specific DNA binding; DNA-binding transcription activator activity, RNA polymerase II-specific. Gene Ontology annotation, cellular component: nucleus. The record is from RefSeq and is a predicted model, not a curated record. Gene Ontology annotation, biological process: regulation of transcription by RNA polymerase II.